Lytechinus variegatus (green sea urchin) is the source of this 16765-nucleotide messenger RNA. Its product is annotated as E3 ubiquitin-protein ligase HUWE1-like. The record is from RefSeq and is a predicted model, not a curated record. Gene Ontology annotation, cellular component: nucleus. Gene Ontology annotation, molecular function: ubiquitin-protein transferase activity; protein binding; zinc ion binding. Gene Ontology annotation, biological process: protein polyubiquitination; proteasome-mediated ubiquitin-dependent protein catabolic process; positive regulation of protein catabolic process. NCBI's taxonomy places the organism in Eukaryota, Metazoa, Echinodermata, Echinoidea, Temnopleuroida, Toxopneustidae.
CUCGAACAUGAACAUCCGGGACUUUUCAGGAUUUAUGUAUGCGGAUCAAUAUGGCGGCGAAUACAUUCUCCUGAUUGUGUGGUUCACAAGGAAGAUUCAUCAUGAAGAUUGACAGGAGUAAACUGAAGAAGAGCACGUCUGAAGUGCCCUUCGACUGCCAGGCUUUGAUUGAGAGACUAAAAACCAGUAGUGAUCUCCUGUCAGAGCUACAAGGAAUCAAAUCCUGGAACUAUGGCAAGUGUGAGCUGUACCAUUGGGUAGAUGUCUUGGACAGGUUUGAUGGCAUCUUAGAAGAGGGUUGCUCGGCACCACCUGACCAGCCGUGGCGACUGUCAUGUGACCAAUCCCAGAAUACCCGACUGCGGGACUCUGUACACAGUGUGCUGACCUUUACAGCUCUGCUCAUAGAACACAGCUUCUCGCGGCAUCUAUACAGCUCAGUUGAGCAUCUUACAACUCUUCUAGCUUCCAGUGACAUGAACACGGUAUUAGCUGUCUUGAACUUGGUCUAUGUUUUUAGUAAACGGUCGAACUUCUUGAUCAAGCUGGGUGCAGAGAAAAGACGGGAGCUUUUCAGUCGGCUGACCUACCUAGCAGAGAGUUGGGGCGGCAAAGAAAAUGGCUUUGGCUUGGCAGAAUGCUGCAAGAAGACCUCAAAACAGGGAAUUCCUCCAAGUGCCACAACUCUCCAUUUUGAGUUUUACUCAGAAAAUACAGCAGAAGAAAAGGUGUCGUCCAAGAAGCAUGCGGUCCAGGCAGUUACAGUCCUUCACUUGGAGCAUGUAGACAAACUUUCACAUGACCCAGUAGACAUUAUGGAAGAUCAGCUGUCACAGCACAAUGUACCAAAAGACAAACUGAUGCUUCUAUUCACCCAUAUUCGGCUAGCCCAUUGCUUUUCUAACCAUCAGAAGCGAUUACAGUGUGUACAAGCUAGGCUACAAGCCCUCUCUGUUCUAGUAUAUUCAAGUGCAAUCCAAGAAAUCUCAAGUUCUUUGUUAUAUAGUGGCCUCAUAGAGGAAUUAGUCGAUGUUCUGCAACUGGAAGAUGCUAAGCUUGUGGAUAUAAAAUCUGCUUCUCUAAGAACUCUGACAUCAGUCAUUCACCUAGAUAGAAAUCCAGACAGGCUAAUAGGCAUAAUAGAUGCCACUGGUGCUGCUUCUUAUCAUGGUUUUCUUCCUGUCAUGGUUCGACAGUGUAUACAAGCCAUGAUCGAUCCAAACAUGGAGUCAUUCCCGCACAGCCUUGCCACUUCUCUCUUCUCAUUCUUGUAUCACCUCGCCAGUUAUGAAACGGGUGGUGAAGCUUUAGUGUCCUGUGGUAUGAUGGAAUCUCUUCUGAAAGUCAUCAAAUGGCCAGGAGAAGAUGAACAGUUGCAUACAACGUUUGUAACAAGAGCUGUCCGUGUAGUUGAUCUGAUCACCAAUUUGGACAUGGCAGCUUUCCAGACCCAUGGUGGACUUUCCACAUUCAUCAACAGAUUAGAGCACGAGAUCAGCAUAUGCCGGAGGGACGUACCGUACGUCAUCAAACCAACGAUAAGAACAUCCCAGGAUGUCAUCCACUCCGCCCCACCCUCGCCAUUCUCAGAGGACAGUAGCACCAUGGAGACAGAUAGUCCGUCGGAUGGACAAAGGGUCAAUGAGGGCGCUUCCACCAGCGCUGGGACUGGAAAGGAAGAGGGGUCAAGACCUAAGAAGGGUAGAUCUGCAACCCAGUGUUUUCCACAGAGAGCAGCCCUGCUGAAAUCAAUGCUCAACUUCCUCAAGAAAGCUAUCCAAGAUCCUUCUUUCUCAGACAGCAUCAGGCAUGUAAUGGAUGGUUCAUUACCCAGCUCAUUAAAGCACAUCAUUAGCAAUGCUGAAUACUAUAGUGCAUCACUGUUUCUAUUAGCUUGCGAGUUAGUCACUGUGUAUGUGUUUCAAGAACCAUCACUUCUGUCAUCUCUGCAAGAUACAGGCCUCACCGAUGUUAUGCUGCAUGCCCUUCUUAUUAAAGAUGUUCCUGCAACCAAAGAGGUUUUGGGUUCCUUACCCAACAUCUUCAGUGCCCUUUGCCUCAACACAAGGGGUCUCGAUGCAUUCAACCAAUGCAAGCCAUUUGAAAAGCUCUUCAAGGUCCUUCUGUCGCCAGUGUACCUGCCAGCCAUGAGAAGAAGAAGAACAAAUGAUGCAUUAGGAGACACCGCAUCAUCUUUAGGUAGUGCCAUGGAUGAGUUGAUGAGACACCAACCUUCCCUCAAAGAUCAUGCCAUGACGGCUAUCAUCAAGCUGAUGGAAGAUAUAUGCAGCAUGGGGCACAACCCCAACAUCGUGUGCAGUCGAUCAGCGGUGAAGGCCAAGACACCGGCAUCUAGUCAGUCUCAGGCAACCAAUGGAGAUGACACAUCUAGUGAUGAUGAAGAUGAAGAAGAUGAGGUACCAACUUCAGUCCGGGAGCAAGAGUCUAAGAUGGUCACACCCGUCCAACCUCAAUCCACAGACCCAAAUGAAAAGACUCCUGUACCUCUAAUGGACUACAUUCUCAAUGUGAUGAAGUUUGUGGAAGCUAUCCUCUGUAAUAAUGCAACCGAUGAUCACUGCUGGGAGUUUGUGAGUCAUCGUGGUCUGGAACCCUUGCUCAAAUUCCUACGACUGCCCAACCUACCCAUAGACUUUCCCACCAGUAGUGCCUGCCAGUCCGUUGCCAGUGUAUGCAAAGCCAUUCUGUCACUUGCAAGAGAGUCUGGUGUCCUGAAGGAAGGCCUUCUAAUGCUGAAAGAAGAGCUCACUGCCCUGAAGCCCCUCCAGCUCCCCCUGGAGCCCCCUGGUGGAUCCAUCCUUCUUAGGGAGCUCGUCAACUCGCCAAACUUCACAGGGGCUCCCCUUGGAGCUCCUACCACCCCGCUCCUCAGGGCCAUGGUCUCGGCUCACUCCUACGUCACCAUGUUAGUACAUGUUUGCAGGGUUGGACAGACUGACGUAAGGACUAUUUCAGUCAACCAGUGGGGAUCAGAUCUUGGACAAGAGGUUUUACGUCACUUGAGUCAUCUGUACAUUUCAUUGGUUUGGGAGAGCAUAGUUCUCUUAGCACUCUUCACCCCUGGCACCCUACCAGAGGGCUGUGAAUUGGGCAAGCUUGAACGGGAGAAGCUUCUCCCCAAAGACUUCAUCAAGGACUCCUCGGAUGCUGCAACUCCUGCGGCAUCUGCUUCAACCAGUAAAUCGGAAAGCAAUGCAAGGACUAGUGAAAUAGAUCCGGUCAUCGGAUCGGCUAGCACGCUCAUGGACGUCAGUGAUGCCCUGUCAACCAUGGAAGUGGACGAUUCCAAAGAAGGGCCCAAGGACCCCAAGGCCAGGCCCAAACCCAAUGCUCAGAUGCUGCAAUUGGUGAAACAGGCCAUGCCAGUGCUCUAUGCACCUUCUAGACUUGGAAAAGCACUCUCUGAGUUGUUUGGUUUGCUUGUGAAGCUUUGUGUCGGAUCGUCGGUGAGACAGAGGAGCAGGCAGCAUCUGCAUCCCAAUCCUAGCCCUCCAUCGGAAGCAGCCAGGAAUACAGCCAAGGUUCUCAUGGAACUGCUUCUCAACAGUCUUUCAUGGACCCCUCCACCAGCUAGCCCACUGCCAAAAUUCAGGGUAACAUUCUACAUCUGUGCUGUUAGCUUUGCAUCUCCUAUGCUGUUUGAUGAGAAGAAGAAUCCCUAUCACCUCAUGCUACAGAAGUUUGUCAGCACAGGAGCUCAUGCAGCCCUCUUUGAUGCAUUCCAUUGGGCAGUCACCAUGGGUGGUAAGAUGAGAGCUUCAGAAUGUAUGGAACAUCCAGACCUACCAGAGGGAACAGGAGAGUUCAUAGAUGCAUGGUUGUCUCUCAUCGAGAAGUUAGUGAAUCCUGAGUCUGUCCUGGACUCUCCUCAUGCCAUGCCUGCCAAGGGUACAGUUCCCGGUUACACACCCUUCAACCCUGUCCAGUUCCUAAUCAAUACACACAAGUCUGCAUUCAAUGUGAUCAUGAACCUCUGGGGCUGCCGCUCCCUCAAAUCUCUUGGCAACCGGACGGCAGAGAGCCUACUGGCCAUCCUCUGUCAUAUCGUACGCGGAGAAUCGGUUAUUGCUGAGCGGGUGAAGCAGGCCAAGAGCGAGGAGGCUGGGAGUAGUUCUGGAGAAGCGUCAUCGUCGGGUGGGGCUAGUACGUCUUCAGGAUCAGCUGGUUUCAGUAGGGCAACAAGGGGUUUAUUUGAGUCUGGAUUCUUGACGGGGUUGAGCAGGGGCAGCACCAGACCACGAGCCGAACCCAAUGAGGAACAUGUCAGACAGCUGAUGGAUAUGGGCUUUACAAGGGAACAUACACUAGAGGCUCUACAGCAGUCGACCUCUCUUGAGAGAGCAGCUGAGUGGGCUCUGACACAUCCACCAAGACUUCCACAGACCUUUGGAACAGGACUGAGUGAAGAGGAAGAAAUGAUGCAAGCCAUUGCCAUGUCUCUUGGAGAAGCCAUCCAACCUUCAGUUGAUCAACAGGAGGAGGAGAAGAAAAAGAAAGAGGAGGAAGAGCGUAAGAAAAAAGAGGAGGAAGAAAGGAAGCAGAAACAGAUGGAAGAACAAGAUAAGAUUCCAGAGGAGGCUCCCCUUGAUAAAGCCAUCCUCAAUGAGUUUGUGGAUUCUAUGCUACCAGGAUGUCUCAAGCUCCUUGAUGAUAUACCAGAAACAGUCUAUAGAGUGUGUGACUUACUAGUGGUGGCCAAUAAUAGGAAUGGCACCGAAUGGAGGGAUAAGAUGCUUGAAAUGGUCAUCAAUCAGAUUUCCGAGAAUGCCAGAAUGUUGUGCAAUAGUUUUGCCAGUAUUUUAGUGGACCCUUCCAGUGUUUCAGACUCCAAGAUUAUUGAUAACCUAUCGUCAUGCCUGGCUUCUAGAAUUCACCUCCUCUGCCUCCUCUUUGAGGAGAUCCGGAUGGCUUGUGCUCAAAGGGUGGAGGGAUCAAACAUCCUUGAUACACUCAUUACACUGCUAUACACAGCACAGAAAUGGAUGUCACAGAUGAACCUCACUAAAACACCAAAGUGGAUGGGUCCAGCAUUGCUUCUUAUUGAUCUCUAUGAGAAGACUGUUCUUACAUGCAAGAGGAAGGUGGCACAGCAGGGUGCUUCACAUACCUGGAAAUGGUUUGAUGACUCCACUGGACGCUGGUGUACCUACAGCCGUAGUAACAAUAAGACCAUAGACGACGCAUACUGGGCUGGCAAACCUAGCGUGAAAUUCACCGCUGCCAGGAGAAGAUAUGUUGUCCACUUUAACACCAUGAUACAGGUAAAUGAAGAGACAAUGAACAAGAGACCUAUUAUGCAAGCCUUGCCCACACCAAAGACUGAGGACGACAAAGCAGAUAAGAAAGAGGACGAUGGUGAGAGAGAAGCCAAGAAACUCAAGACCAGUGAGAGUCUGGAAUCGGCUUCAAAAACAGAAGGUGCAGGAACGAGCCAAGAUAGUAAGGAUGAAUCCAUUGCCAAAGAACCUGAAAUCGUUGAGAUUCAAGGAUUAGGAGAGAAAGAAAUCCCAACCCUCAUCAGAGCAUGUGUUGGAUUAAUAGGUGUGCCGGUGGAUCCAGACACCAUGCAUGCGGUGCUGAGGAUAUGUCUACGCUUCACCCGGGAUCAUUCAAGUGCUCUCCUGUUUGCCAAGCUUGGUGGUCCCAAGCUCUUGCUGUCUCUCACCCAAGCAUCCUCCUUCAAUAGCUUCCCAAUCCUAGCCAAUCUACUUCUUAGACACGUCUUUGAGGAGAAACAGGUGCUUCAGAAUACUAUGGACAAGUUAAUCUAUGCAGUGGCCAACAAGGGAGUGGGAUGCAACACGUGCAAUGUUGCUCUGGGCAGCGUGGGAUGUCGAGAAAUGAACUUUGUUCUGCGGAAGCUUGGACCCCUGGCUUGUCGCGACCAGGAGCUCUUUCUCAACUCGGCCAAGGGUAGCCUCAAGAUCGCGCUCCCACCUGCAAAGAGAGGAGAAGAAGAUGAUUCUCGCUACACGGGACCUAAUGCUCUACAGCUUUUAAAGGCUUCUGCCCCCAAGACCUUCACCCCGACUCUAAAAGGACCCAUGCUGACUGUUCUCUGUGAUCUUCUGGAUGCUUUAAUCGUUCCAGUCCUUCCUUCACAGCAGGAAGACAAGGAAGUAAAGUCCAAACCUCAACCAACAGCCACUGCCUCUGCCAGUGCUCCUGCAGCCUGUGGCGUGGCGAGUGCUGAAGGGGCAGUUGCUGCGGCCGCUGCAGUAUCGGACAUCCAAACUUCAGAGGAUAUAGGAAUGGGACUGAGGGAGAUUGGAGACAGACUGCUUGGUAUCUACAGUGGAAGGAGAGGCCCACCAAGGACAGCAGAGAGGCUCAAUAGUGUUCCUGAUGGUGCUGUACAAGAAGAGCCUCAUGAUGCAUCAACAUCGGGUACCGAGGCUACGAGUCCCCCAGUGAUCCUGGACGCCAAGAAGACAUCUGCCUCAUCAGCAGGAACAACGGGACAGACAACAUCCAAAGACGAAGCAUCGAAGAGCAAAAUCCUAAUCCCAAAGUCGGCCAUUUUGCGUCUGCUAGCUGAAUUGGUCAUGUCGUAUGCAGGCAUCGCACAAGCCGUGGCCCAGUACCAGUACACCGUCUCCCAGACAAAGCAUGUAAAUGAGGAUAGAACCGCUCUCGAAUACAUCCUGGACCAUCUUCUACCGCAGUGUCAGAAAGCAGGUGAUAAGGACUGUCCAGGCCUAGCUCAGGUUCUGCUUGCCAGUAUAGCAGCCAGUAACCAUAGUCCUGAUGCACAGAUGCUCCUGGUCACAGAGAUCAAGGGUGCGCUUGGUAGAGCCUUGGCUAUGCCGGAGAGUAGUGAGAAACAUUCUCGCAUCCAGGCACUUACAAUGUUGAUCUGUGUGAUGAUCGAGGCAUGUCCAUCCUCCAGUUCCGCCCAUCAAGCAACAGUGGGAAGCUCAUCUUACAAGAACCAGCUUGGCGGUAUGAACAUCAUCACCCGUCUCCUACUCCGGAAGGGGCUGGUCACGGACCUAGCUCGAGUCCCUCACUCUCUGGACCUGUCCAGCCCAAAUAUGGCCUCCACCAUCAACUCUGCCCUCAAACCUCUGGAGACCCUGUCACGGAUCGUCAACCAUCCACCGGUCGGACUGCGAGGUAUCGGCAGGAUCAAGAAUGGUGCACAUAUCCUUGAUCCAAGGUCCACUUCUACAACUGAUGCUACUGAUCGAGAGUCCGUUGCCAAUGUGUUGGGAGUACAGGAAGAUACACAAGAUUCUACAGACCUAGAUGAUCAGGCAGAUCUUGAAUGCAUCGUUGAUGAGCUCCUUGAUGGGACGGCUGGUAGGGCUGAGGUGUUAGGAGAAACACUCAUCGCUACAGGACCCGAGAGGCUGGGUUCCCUCAGAUCAGCGUUUGUAGAUCAAGCAGGUGAAGCCUCCCAGGAUGAGAUGGUAAUCACCAUGACGGAUGAUGGAGAGGAGAUGGACCAGUCUCUUGGUGAUGCGGAGAUGAGGAGUCAACAUAGUCAUGAAGGAGUCAGGACAGCAGAUAGAAGGUCUACCUUAAAUGAUGCUGUAGAUGCUGAUGAUGACAGCGUUCAAGACGAUGACUCUGCAGCUGAAAGUGAUUCCGAUGAUGGCAAUGAGGAUAGACAGGAUGAAGGGGACGAAGAUGAAGAGGACGAGGAGGAUGAUGAAGAGGAGGAAGAGGAAGAUGAAGAGGACCACGAUGAUGGCUCGGAGAUGGAUGCCGAAGAUUAUGACAUCACUGAAGAUCUAGACUACUUCCGAGUUGGGGAUCGCGAUGAGGAUAUGUGGGUCGGUGACACCGACGAGGACAUGUUGAUUCAGUUAGAUCCUGUGUUCUCAGGUGUUCCUGCAUCGAUAAGAACAUAUCAGCUUCCCGUGGCCAUUCAUGAAGACACUAGGAAUGCAAAUGAUGUAUCGGCUCCCAACAUCCCAGUCCCUCCAAGUGUAAUCUCGGCCAGCCAUCCCCUCCUGGUCAGACACAGUGACCACACCAACCUGACCCAUGGUGUCAGCCAGACCAAUCGCAAUCAGAGGGUCUCCAGGCAGAGGGUCAAUCGCCAUGGUACCACACAGACCGUUCACAUCUAUCAUUCCGGAGCAACAAGGCCGCCCAACGUCCAGAAUGUCCUGAGGCUGCUGGGCCUGUCAUCGUCCACUGACAUCGUCCAGCUGACCACCACCAGCUCUGGUCAGGGCAACCAGACCAGGGUCUAUGUUGCCAACUCGGGAGAUGACAUCAACCAGAACCGAGAGGAGGUGUCCGAUAUCUUUGAGGAGGGGUACAACAUGGGCUACUUCAGCGGUUCCAACUUCCUGUCUGUGGUGCCACCGGUGUACAGGAGAUGGGAUGAAGAGAGCAAGGUCCUGGAUGGAAGGAGUGUGCAUGACUGUGUGCAAGCCUUGAAGCCAGAAAUCAUCAGCCUUCUUGAGAAGCACCGGGACGAAGAGCUGGCAGAACGGAAAGAAAAGAGAAAGAAGCAGGCAGAAGAGGACGCGAAGAAGAAGGCAGAGGAAGAGGCCAAGAAGAAAGCAGAAGAGGCUAAGAAGGCCGCUGAAGAAGCCAAGAAAGCCGCUGAAGUAGCGACCAAGGCUGAAGGUGCUAAAUCGGAGGAAGACACCAAAGAGAAGGAAGAGAAUAUGGAGGUUGGUGAAAGCAGUGAUCAGCCAAAGGAAGCAGAAACGGCUACAAAUCUAUCAACAACAGCUCCUUCACAGCCACCCAGAUCAGGAAUAGACAUGGGUCAACUUGUUGCGAGUGUUGCCGAGUCUGCCCUUGGGAGUGCCAUAUCGUCAGCCCUGUCUGCCGCUACUCUUACCAAUACCAUUACAACAUCCACUUCAACUGCUGUUACCACUACUGCUGCAUCAGACAUGGCUGCCACUCCAACGGAUACUGCCCUGUCAGUGGCUUCGUCCUCAAUCUCCAGUAGCUCAGAAUCAAGAUUAUCAUCGACACCUCAACCAGGUCUAACUGGUGUACCACAACUCGUUACAGUAACGGCCAAUUCCCCAACCCCGACCUCGACAGUAUCAGCCUCCCAGCCGUGGGGCGUAUUCCCCCCAUUAAUACCGGCAACUCCUCCAUCAUCCGAUGCUACUCAAUCCAAUGCAACCACUACUACCACCAUCACCACCACUUCCACCAACAUCACCACUGCCGCCACAGCCAUCCUCACCACCAUGUCCACCGCUGCAACCCCUACCAUGGCUACGGCAGUGUCUACCACCACAUCAACCUCAUCAUCACUUUCAUCAUCAGCCCAAGCUGCUCCUCCUCCUAGACAGACCACCAGGCCAACCACCUCCAUCUUUGCUUCUCUCAUCGAAUCAGAUAUGAUGGAAGUACCCUUACCAUCUGUGCCGAAUCCUCAAGGUUCAUCAAGUCCUAUUGUAAGCAGUGGUAUCACUAUGUCUGCUGCAUCAUCAGGCAGACCAGAGUCAUCUGUCAACACAGCUGGUGUCAGCCUACCUGAGGGUGUCGAUCCAUCAUUCCUUGCUGCUCUACCGGAGAACAUUAGGCAAGAAGUCCUGCAAGAGCACCUUGGGAUUCGCAAUACCCCUCACCAGACUGCUUCCCAACCAGCGUCUGCCCCUCCAUCGGCUCCAGGUGAACCAGCAAGCUCGUUGAGUCAGGUUAAUCCAGAGUUCUUGGCUGCUCUACCACCACAUAUACAGGAAGAGGUCCUCGCGCAAGAACGAGCUGAACAGCAACGACACACCCUGGCUGCCCAGAGUAGCACAUCUGCCCCUGUUAUACCGGCCGAGCCAGUGGAUCCUGCAGCCUUCAUCCAGAACCUUCCCCCUGGACUUCGUCAGACCGUUCUUGCAGACAUGGAUGACAGUGUGCUGGCAGUUCUUCCUGCAGACAUUGCUGCUGAAGCCCAGGCUCUGCGACUGGACCGUGUCCUUAGACAUCGUCAGCUCAUGCAGGAUCGACUGCUGAGGGAGACUGGUAUGCUGAGUGCUAUCCUCCGCUAUUCAGGUUUGCAAGGUCGAUUAGGGCAUGGAAUGAACUAUUAUCGUUUAUCUGUACCCCGGCAAACAGGCCAAUCUUGGGGUUGGGGAGGUAGCAGUUCCAACCGCGGCAGCAGUCACUCACGACAGCAAGGUAUGUUUAGUUCCAUCACUCAAAACCAAGGCAGACAACUUGUAGACCUUGAGGCGUUGACCUGCCUUCUUGUACUCUUGUUUGUCAACGAACCCAAGCUUAAUCUGGUGCGUUUGCUACGAGUGCUUCGCAACCUCAGCUUCCAUCAGCCUACCAGACAAUGGAUCCUACAGGCUUUACUCAGCAUCAUGGAACGCACUAAGGCAUGUAAGACACUAGGUGAUGGCAAAGUAGGAAAUGCAGAAACGGACGUGUUGCCCUUGCAAAGGAUGGACUCUGGUUCAGGAAAGGCUUAUCAGCAACCCUCCUGGCUUUCAAUCAGCAUGGACGCUGCCUUAGGAUGCCGUGCUAGUGUCUUCAAGGUGCAAAGGUCCAGCAAAAAGAGCUCUGACAAGCAAGGAUCCCUAGUUUGCAUACAUCCACAGGUAGCACCAAUGGUGUGCAGACAUGUCAUGGAUGCUCUACUUGCUCUAGCAAAGGAGUUUCCAUAUCAGUUUAUUCCCAUAGCGAGCAAGAAGGACGCUCUUAAAGACUUUUCAGGGAUUCCUGGUUUAUCAAAUACAAGUAGUAGUGCCUCAAGCAACAGUGAACGCAAGUCGACACUCACUUCCAGUCAAGAAAUGGGUGAAGAUGCAAAGACAAGUGGAAGUCAGAGUGAUUCCAAAGCUAGUAACAAAAUAGAAUUAGACUUUUGGGACUUACUGGUAAGACUGGACAACACCAGUCAAGGCAGAAAAGGCAAAGUUACUUCCCGCCCUUCAACAGUUCCUGCAGCGAAGGAAGGCCAGGACCCAGAUACUAGUAAUUCAGCACUUUCCAAAUUGAUGGCUAUGUUGUCACAUCCUGUGGUCAAGCGGAGUACAGCUCUCACUGAUAAGCUCCUACAUCUGCUGUCCAUGGUGACUAGCUCUUUACCUGAUGGAGACAAGGACAAGAACAGUAGUCUGCAGUCUGGUGUUUUACGGAGACCCAACCCAUACUUGUCAGAUGCGGUCAGGACCUCAUCGAACCGAUCAUCUUCUAUCUUGGCUGUAGCAGCGCCCUCGUGUGGGGAUCAGUCAAGCAGAGCACAAGCCAGUGAAGACACCAGUAGUUCUGCCAUCACUCCACCUGUAGGUAGUCCUAUGGAUACUGCAUCACAAGAGCUUCCAAAUACACAGAGUGCCAAUGAAGAAGAGUCAUCAAGCAGUAAGACAGAACCUUCUGUUCCUGAUAAAACUCUGGUAGAUGAGAACCUCCUCCAGCUGGCAGUUGAGGUGUUGACAGCUCACACCUGUUCUGAAGAUGGUCUAGAGGAUGCUACCACCAUGUUGAUGCAAUUAUCCAGAGGUCAUGCUACCACCAGAGAGGCUGUCUUGAGACUCUUACUCAGAGGAGCACAAGAACUUGGCCAGACACUCUGCAGAGACAUCAUGAAACUGUAUCGUCAGGUUCAGGAGUACCGCGCUAGACAGGUCCAGACAGAUACGUCCCCUGAUGAUCCGGACGAUAGCACUACCAGCAUGGCCUCCAGUGCUCCGUCAUCGUCCACACCCUCUCAGGGUUCCAUUGCCGACCGCUACAACCCCAGCGCAAGUAUCGUCAUCAACGCCCCCACCACGGGCGCCAAGAGGUCAGGGUUUGAGCUUCGGCUGCAGUCCAUGGGACUCUUCACGGGCAAGACUUCAAACCAGAACUUCCUGUUGCGGAUGCUGAAGGUCAUUAUCCAGCUGCGAGAUGUGGCCAAGAAAGCCAAGCGGGUGGCCGACAUUCAGAGGUUGGGUGGUCCAAAUAUUGCUGCAGCUGUGGCUGCUCUGGAAACCAAUGCAACAGAGCUGAUGCAGAUGAUGAGUAGACGCAGCACGGUCGCAUCCAGCAGUAGACAGACUACUGAUAGACAGAAUAGCCAAACAUCUCAGGGGGCAUCUGGUGCGGAGACCAGCUCAGCUGCCAGUACGCCAUCGGGCACAGCUAACACUACGCCGGUCUCCGAACAGCCCCCACCCGUUUCCGCAGCAGCAGUCAUCGACACUGGAGAGGUGGUCAGUACGGGACGCACUCUCUCUGCACCUGCCGAAACUCCCAUGGAAGUAGACUCUGUUACACAGAGGGUACAGCAACUGGACCGCCAAGCAUCCACCAGCACCCAGGCCAGUCACAAACCAGAGGAUGGUGAUGACGAUAGUCCUCAGCUGAGUGAACUCCUUGGCCUGGAGGAGUUAUGGGACACCCUGAGCACCUGUCUGACGGAGCUCUCCCUCACACCAGACACCCAUGCAGUGCUUGUCUUGCAACCUGCCGUGGAGGCCUUCUUCCUUGUCCACGCCUCCGACAAGGAUUCCAGCAAGGUAUCCCGCUCUGCACCUGAAUCGUCCCAACCCUCCGCCUCCUCGUCCUCCCAGGCUCUUCACAGGGAAGGGCUCACCAGCAGUGCCUCUGAUAUGGCUCCCGUCUCGCCCAUGCCGAGUACCCCAGCAUCGGGAUCAUCGGCUGGGUUCUUUGCCAGGGAGAGCUCGGUCACAUCCAUCGUUACUCCCAACAUGCCGAGUGAUACGCAGAAGUUUUUGACAUUUGCAGAGAAACAUCGCAACGUGCUCAACCAGAUCCUGAGGCAGUCCACCAUCCAUCUCUCCGAGGGGCCUUUCUCCGUGCUCGUCAACCACGUACGCAUCCUCGACUUUGACGUCAAGAGGCGUUAUUUCCGCCAGGAGAUGGAGCGAGGCGACGAGGGCAUGCGACGCGAGGACAUGGCCAUCCACGUGAGAAGGGAGCAUGUUUUUGAGGAUUCGUACCGUGAAUUGCAUCGGCGUACCCCAGAACAGUGGAAGAAUCGAUUCUAUGUGGUCUUUGAGGGUGAAGAGGGCCAGGAUGCUGGAGGGCUACUCAGGGAGUGGUACCUUAUCAUCUCAAAAGAGAUCUUCAACCAGAUGUACGCACUGUUCCGUACGUCUCCGGGAGACAGGGUAACCUACAUCCCCAACCCGUCGUCCCACUGCAACUCCAACCAUCUCAGCUACUUCAAGUUCGUAGGCCGCAUCAUCGCCAAAGCCAUCUAUGACAACAAGCUUCUGGAGUGUUAUUUCUCUCGCUCCUUCUACAAGCAUAUUCUCGGGAAACCAGUCAAGUACACUGACAUGGAGAGUGAAGACUAUGCUUUCUACCAAGGACUUGUAUUCCUGUUGGAGCAUGAUGUCUCGGACCUUGGUUAUGAUCUAACCUUCAGUACUGAGAUUGAAGAAUUUGGGGUGACGGAAGCGAGGGACCUGAAGCCCAACGGCAGCAACAUAACAGUAACCGAGGAGAACAAACAAGAGUACGUCCACCUGGUAUGCCAGAUGAAGAUGACGGGUGCCAUCCGCAAACAGAUCGACAGCUUCCUGGAAGGCUUCUAUGACAUCAUCCCCAAGAAGCUUAUUGGUAUCUUCAAUGAGCAGGAGCUGGAGCUCCUGAUAGCAGGGCUGCCUACCAUCGACGUGGACGACCUGAAAACCAGCACAGAGUACCACAAGUAUCAGAGCAACUCUCUGCAGAUCCAAUGGUUCUGGAGAGCGCUACGCUCCUUUGAUCAAGCCACGAGGGCCAAGUUUGUCCAGUUUGUGACGGGAACCUCCAAGGUACCCCUCCAAGGGUUUGCAUCCCUGGAAGGAAUGAACGGACCUCAGAAAUUCCAGAUCCAUCGUGAUGACAGGUCUACAGAUAGACUACCAACUGCUCAUACAUGCUUCAACCAAUUAGACUUGCCAGCCUAUGAGACGUAUGACAAGCUUCGACGAAUGCUCCUUCUCGCCAUCGAGGAGUGUACUGAGGGAUUUGGGCUUGCAUAGAAUCAAGAGAAAUGAUGGCCUCCAGUCCAGAACACAGUUAUUUACCUUUCUGAUGAUGAUGAUGAUGAUCAAAUUGUUAUCAUUCCCCUGUGCUAGGAAAAAAUAGUAUUAUCAGAGACUAUCGUUUCCUGCAUCCUUGAAUAAACAUUUGAAUGUUUUAGAUAAAGUUUAAAAGAUUUUUUUUUUAGUUAAGGGAUAUUGUAAUGAACCUUUACUCAAUGUCAUAUACCUUUAACUUAGUAUUUUAUACCUUAUAUACUAAAACUGCAUACCUUUAUCAAUUCUGAUGUGGCCAUAUUUUUUGGUGUAUGGCAAAUCAAGAUUGAAUCAUAUCAAUAUUAUUUGUACUUAACCUACACCAUAACAUGGAGUAUUUGGCUGAUUUAUUGCAAGAAAACACUUAUGCAGAAUGAUGGCAAGAAACAAUAUUGCAUUCUGUUUGAAGAUAACAAUCUGUUUAUCUACUGUCCGGUAUGCUGCUGAUUUCAAUAAUUUCGCAAUACAUGCGUCACCGACAUUCAUUAUCGUGAGAGGCGUACUUAUCCAUGUGGGGCAAUAUUAUUUUGCUAGGUAGAAGGUGCCAUGAGUGAGGAUAGAAACAAUUUAAGUAAUUGAUCUCAAUGAUGAAGAUUAAUCAGUAAAAUUAAUAGUGAGAUCCGAGGAAGACUAGAGUGAUAACUGAGGUUUAUAAUCUCAUGAAGUACAAGAUAAAUAUGGUAAAAACAGUGUGUUGCAUACACUGUGGCCAGACAAUCUCCGAAGAUUAACAGGAAAUAGUGACAUCACGAUAAGGAUGAAACUGAAGUUGCAAGGAUUGCAAAUUAUGUGAAUUAAAGCUUUCCCACUCAAGCCUCAUGUGAUCAAUUUGGUUUUCUUUUCUUUUUUUCUACUAACAAAAUAAUUAAAUCGAAGUUCAUGAAACUAUAUAUUGAUCACACAAUUUUUUUUUCAAGUGAUGAAAUUCAAAUGAGAGUUUCUGAAAGCUUAAUCACUUGUAUUAGAAUAUAUAUUUAUAAAGCGCUUAGACACGUUCCGAUGUAUUAAGUGCUGUAUAAAAAGGCGGAUUAUUUUUAAAACAGAAGUAUGAUGAAAGGUCUUGAGCGGUGUUGAUGUAGUCUUGGAUAAUUCUUUGCUACCAGUAUGGAUGAAUGAACCUGCUAUUGGUGUAGUGUGUCAAUCCAUGUGGUAAGCCUAGUUACUAUCAAGCAAGCAGGGUCUUUAGUCUAGUUAUCCUUCAGGUGCUUCCUGCUCAUCAAAUCAAAAUUUUGGUUCUUGUCAGGUGAUGACUAAUGCUAUUCACAAUGUAUCAACUAUGCACAUACAGUGACAAAGAAUUUUUGAUUUUACAAAAUGUGAAUUGUACAAGAAGUUCAUUCUAAUUUCACUUUGCCAGUUACAGAGAUAUGCAAAAGGGAAUCAUUGUAACUUUUUAAGUUGUCCUGCUCUAGUUUUUUUUUUUUUACUCUCCAACCAUGCCUUUCACCUGCAUAUGAUAUGCUUUGAAAUAUUCAAGCAAUCUAGAUAUUCUCCCGAAUUAAUAGUCCCAACUUUGUUAAUUGUUAGUUAAUUAAUAUCAUAAGGAUACUGAAUUGUAAGGAAACACAGCCAAAAGUGCACCAUUGUAUCUUUUCACAGAUUUUUCAUUUUAAGCAACCAGCUUCAUGUGUGCUUGCGCAUACACUCGAUCAAAUUAUUACCACAGCUCAGGGCAGACAAAGACAUUGAAUAGUGGGGUUCCUUUCAUCGCAAAAUCUAUUCUAUUUACAUAUGGACAUAUAUACUUGUAUACACUGUUUCAUAUACAUAAUUAUAUAAAUGACCUUUCUUAGAGGAUGGUCUAUAUGACAGUCCUUUAUAGAAGACAAGUUUGUUGCUUGAAUUUCAAGCUCAAGAAGCGGUGGAAAUUCAAGGUGACUUGUUUAUAUCUAUCUGAUCGGUCAGUAUAAUCACAACACAUUAAUGAUUAUUCAAAAUAAAUGUUGAAUCUUUAGGCCAGUGUAAAUGUUUGGUCAUAUUAAUGGAUUUCUGAUCUACUUGUAUAAAACUGAUUUUGACUCAUGAUAUUGGCAGUAACGUGAUUUGAUAUCUUACAUAUUGCAUGUUUUAUUUCUAUUUCUUUUUUUCUAUGCCAUGUUAAACAAUAGAUAAUAUCAAGAAUUGUCUCUUUAGUCUAUAAAAUAGAAAGUUUUGAAAGAAUUGAAGAGGGGUUUUUUCCAUGAUGUUCUGUAUACAGUAUUUCUCAAUUGGUUCAGUGUUUAUCAGUUAUAAUAACAUUGAGAAGAAAAUUGAUAUGUUUUUGUAUCAUAGAUAAUUUGUGAACUAUGAAUUGUACAUUUCUAUGAGGAAUAGACAAGAUAUUCUGAGACAAAUUGAAAUAUUUCUGAAGUCUUGAGCAUUAUUAUUGAUAUCAUAAAUGUUUUGUUUGUAUGAAAGCUCCAAAAGGCUGGAUUUCCUUUAUGUGAUGUACAAAAAAUGAUAAAUUCUUGCUUUGAAAUGAGUUUAAAAAGCAAAUUAGUAUUUGAUUACAGAACUUAACUAGGGAAUGAUUUAUGCAUUUGAAGCAAUAACUUUAUUGCAUCAUAUCAUAUUUUGUUCUUGGCAUAUUUCCUGAUGCAAUUGUGAUAUGUGGGGGAUGGGUCAGUGAGGUUUGGAUUUAUUGUUCUCGUUUCAGGCAUUGUUGGAAAUAUAAGUGUGUGUAAAGAAACAAGGAUUGUUUCACAGACUUGUAUUCAAGGGAAACUUGAAGUUGAAAAAUUGAUUAAAGAUUGUUUGAAAAUGUUAUUUAGGGCCUCUAGCCUACUGUGCAAAGAAGUCAGUGGUCAUUGCCAAUUAAAGAUAUGACU